Megachile rotundata (alfalfa leafcutting bee) is the source of this 331-nucleotide messenger RNA. RefSeq names its product progestin and adipoQ receptor family member 4-like. The record is from RefSeq and is a predicted model, not a curated record. NCBI's taxonomy places the organism in Eukaryota, Metazoa, Arthropoda, Insecta, Hymenoptera, Megachilidae.
CCUCCUUUUUUGAUGAGGAUGUCGGUGAUGAUCCUGCGGUGUUUCGGUAUAGGUGGAGGGUCUCCGAACGCUUUGCUUCACAUUGUGUUACAGGAUCUAAUAGCCGUGGUGGGAGCAACCAUUGGUGCCAUGCGUAUUCCUGAAAAAUGGAUUCCAGGCAAAUUAGAUUUGGCGUUGAAUUCUCACAAUUUGAUGCACGUGUUGGUCGUUCUGGCUGUGUGUUCGAUGCAUGCGGCGACUCUUCAAGAUCUUGCUUGGAUGUCGGAUCCGUCUGCGUGUAACGAAACGAGCUCCGUCGAGUUGAUGCACGAUGAACUGUGAUUGAAUAUUG